CAGGAAGUAUUUGUUGAGGCGAUUAUAUUAGUUUGCCUCAAACAGAGAAUCAAUCAUAAAGUUACAAAGUUAUGGUUUGUCAUUUCUUUUUCAAGAUCGAUUGUUGUCACCCAAAGAAAAUGUUGGUCGUCCUUAGAGCUAUGGCUUUGCAAAAACAAUGUUAUGGUUGUCAUGUUUUCAUUAACUAACAGGAUCAACGUUUCUUUUUUUGGUAGCCCCCAAAAAAAGAAACGUAUCCAAGACUUCUUAAGUCGACGUUCUUCGUGUAGCUUCAACCUUCCGCCUUUAUAUACCACUAGCCUAACGAAAUUCACGUACGUAUGGUAGCGUCACGAAAAAGAGAAAUGCUACACUUUUUUGUUCAAAAAUUCUUUCUCAAAAACCACACAUGCUCCGCUUCCACAAGUCCCCUACGAGGUUCAUCACCGGGCAACAUUCGCUCUCACCCCGUCAACUACACGCAAGGUCCAGUCGUCGUUGCCGUCCCAAGAGCGAGAACGACGACAAUGACGAGAAGAUUCGAAGAAGACAGGAGAAACCAGAGACGCAUAUGCAUCUAUACAAGAGCAGGGGCCAACACAUCCUCACCAACCCAAGAGUUCUUGACUCCAUUGUCCGAAAAUCCCAUGUAAAGCCCACCGAUACAGUCCUGGAGAUCGGACCCGGUACCGGAAAUCUCACUCUGAGGCUUCUAGAAGCUGCCGAAAAGGUUGUCGCCGUUGAAAUUGAUAGGCGAAUGGUUGAGAUUCUCCACAAACGCGUAGCCGAGCGUGGGUUUCAAGAUCGACUCACUGUUAUUUGCAAAGACGCAUUAAAGACCGAGUUUCCUCAGUUCGAUCUUGUGGUGGCUAACAUCCCGUAUGGGAUAUCUUCGCCUCUCGUGGCUAAAUUAGCAUACGGGGCGAACCCAUUUAGGAGCGCCACGCUUCUCCUUCAGAAAGAGUUUGCACGGAGACUGUUGGCUAAUCCUGGUGACUCAGAGUUCAACCGCUUGGCGGUAAAUGUGAAGCUGGUGGCUGAUGUAGAGCUCGUCAUGGACGUCAGCAAAAGGGACUUUGUUCCUUGUCCAAAGGUUGACUCCUCCGUGGUUAUUAUCCGUCCCAAAGCUGAAGUUCCUGAUGUGAAUCUGGACGAGUGGUGGGCUUUCACGAGAACCUGUUUUAGUAAGAAAAAUAAGACGUUGGGCGCUACAUUUAAGCAGAAGAGGAAGGUAUUGGAUUUGUUGAGGAUCUCCAGAACCUCUUGCUCAAAUGGUGAAAGUACCUCCAAUGACAGCAAUUAUGAUUGCAGCAAUGAUGCUGCUGCUGCUGAUAAUGAUGAAGAAGGAGUGGACAGCGAUGAAGAAGACAUGCCGAUGAGUACUGUGUUCAGGAAGAAGAUCCUAGGAGUUCUAAACUCAGGUGGUUUUGAAGAUAAGAGGCCUUCAAAGCUGUCUAAUGAGGAGUUACAGCAUUUACUCGCAUUAUUUAAUCAAGCUGGAAUAUAUUUUCAUGAUCACUCAAAGUCUAGGGAUGCAGACAAUGUAAAACUUGCUGCAGCUUUGAGUUCAUAGCAAUGUCACCUUCUCAUUCUAUUAUUUAGUCAUUUUCUGUUCUACUGUUCUCCCUUGCAGGUUUGGUAACCGUAAGAAAAAAACACAUGCUUUUGGUAUGUGGACGGGAUUAGGGAACUAAACAUGUUGAUAAAAAGAGCAAAAAACAUAUACAUAUGAAACGUGUCGGGUAUGACCAGCUUUACAUCUU
Molecule: messenger RNA, 1742 nt
Organism: Alnus glutinosa
Lineage: Eukaryota; Viridiplantae; Streptophyta; Magnoliopsida; Fagales; Betulaceae
Product: ribosomal RNA small subunit methyltransferase, mitochondrial
Exons: 2
Coding region: 389-1552 (387 amino acids)
Biological process (GO): rRNA methylation
Cellular component (GO): mitochondrial matrix
Molecular function (GO): rRNA (adenine-N6,N6-)-dimethyltransferase activity
Source: RefSeq, a predicted model, not a curated record